This is a messenger RNA of Impatiens glandulifera, 1617 nucleotides long. RefSeq names its product trimethyltridecatetraene synthase-like. Lineage: Eukaryota; Viridiplantae; Streptophyta; Magnoliopsida; Ericales; Balsaminaceae. The transcript has 3 exons. Bases 39 to 1577 code for a protein of 512 amino acids. The record is from RefSeq and is a predicted model, not a curated record. Gene Ontology annotation, molecular function: iron ion binding; oxidoreductase activity, acting on paired donors, with incorporation or reduction of molecular oxygen; heme binding.
AUCACUUUACAACCACAUCUUCCCUACUCAUAUAUAGCAUGGGGUCCCUUUAUUGGGUUGCUUAUCUCCUUACGGCGGCGCUCAUCCUCGCCUAUAUCCUCCUCCGUCGCCGGAAGAACCAGCUUGUAUUGCCACCAGGACCUAAACCCUGGCCCAUAAUCGGAAACCUAAACCUCCUUGGUCCCCUUCCCCACCGAUCCAUUCAUCAACUCACCCUUAAGUAUGGACCCAUUAUGCAGCUACGGUUCGGUUCUUUCCCUGUGGUGGUUGGCUCCUCCGUCGAGAUGGCUAAGGUUUUCCUAAAGACCAUGGAUGCCAAUUUCGUUGACCGCCCUAAGUUUGCUGCCGGAAAGUACACCACCUACAACUACUCAGACAUCACGUGGUCUCCUCACGGGCCCUACUGGCGGCAGGCGCGUAAGAUUUGCAUCAUGGAGCUCUUUAGCACGAGGCGGUUGGACUCGUACGAGUUCAUCCGAGUUGAGGAGAUGAACACGAUGGUUAGAGACUUGUUUAACUCAAUUGGAACCCCAACAAGGCUCAAGGAUCAUUUGUCCAAGUUGAGUUUUAAUGUCAUCGGUAGAAUGGUUCUAGGAAAAAGAUAUCUAGAUAAGAACGAGAAUUCAGUAUUAUCACCUGGAGAAUUCAUGAAGAUGAUGGAUGAGUGGUUCUUGCUAAAUGGGGUGUUCACUAUUGGGGAUUCAAUUCCUUGGUUGGCCUUCUUAGACUUGGAGGGGUAUGUGAAGAGGAUGAAGGUCUUGGCCAAGAAGUUCGACAAAUUCUUAGAGCACGUGCUUGAUGAGCACAUCGCGAGGAGGUCCAUCGAUGAGGAAAACAGCACGGGAAAGGACAUGGUGGAUGUGUUGUUGGAGCUAGCUGACGACCCGACUCUCGAGAUCAAGCUCCAAAGACAUGGCAUUAAGGCUUUCACUCAGGAUCUUUUAGUCGGCGGAACUGAUACCUCGACCAUUAUAAUAGAAUGGGCAAUGUCUGAAUUGUUGAAGAAGCCAGAGACCUUCAAGAAGGCACACGAAGAGUUGAACCGUGUCAUUGGACCCAACCGUUGGGUCCAAGAGAAGGACAUACCAUAUCUCCCUUACAUAGAUGCUAUAACAAAAGAAACUAUGCGGAUGCAUCCGGUGGUUCCAAUGCUUGUGCCGAGGAAGUGUAUGGGGGAUUGUAAGGUUGCAGGCUACGACAUUCCUCAAGGAACUCGAGUCCUAGUGAGCGUGUGGAGCAUUGGACGAGAUCCAACACUUUGGGAUGAACCGGAACAAUUCAACCCAGAUAGAUUCAUUGGGAAGACAAUCGGCGUAAAAGGACAUGAUUUUGAGCUUCUACCAUUCGGGGCGGGCAGACGUAUGUGCCCCGGGUAUAACCUAGGGCUAAAGGUGAUCCAGACUAGUGUAGCUAACCUUUUGCAUGGGUACAAUUGGAGUUUGCCUGAAGGAAUGAGCUCGGAAGACUUGAAUAUGGAAGAGAUUUUUGGACUUACAACCCCAAAGAAAAUACCUCUCGUGGUUGUGGCUGAGUCUAGACUUCCACAUAAUUUAUAUCAUAUUAUACCAAACAACUAAUAAUAUCAACCUAUCAUAUUAUAUGCACUUUUUUGUAACA